Molecule: messenger RNA, 663 nt
Organism: Kalmanozyma brasiliensis GHG001
Lineage: Eukaryota; Fungi; Basidiomycota; Ustilaginomycetes; Ustilaginales
Exons: 1
Coding region: 1-663 (220 amino acids)
Source: RefSeq, a predicted model, not a curated record
AUGCCGGCGACACGCACGACGCCGAAGGAUGUGCUCAUCCGAGUGCCCAAAGUGGAGCCGUAUUCGAAUCGAUACGUCCCCCCAUCGGCGCGUGCGCGGGAGGAGGCCAAGCGGUUGGCUGCAGCAGCCGUACCCGAAGGAUCGACAUCGACGCUCGAUGUGGGUGUCAUAGCAACCUCGACCACUGAUGCAACCGCCACAAUGCCACCGCCGGGAACAAGAGAGGUAAUCGAACCCAUCGAACAGGGAUCGAAGGAACGCGGCAACUCGCCAACCUUACCCUUCCUCUCGAUCGACCGCGAGGAGGAACGAACCGUCGAACUGUCCAAAGCGGCCACCUCGUCGGCGGGAUGGAACAGCCUCCUUGUGUGGGCGAGACGACAACGCGGUGCACAGUGGGACGAAUCCACCGCCCUCUGGCAGGUCGAUCGCGGUUCCAAGGAGUAUUACAGCUUCGGAGAGAAUCCCGCUACCACCCGACGCGGCGAUAAGCAAAAGGAAACAACAACAACAACAGCAACAACAGCAACAGCACCGGUAGUGGUCGAGGAGGACGAGGAUAAGGGACCAACACGCGUGUCUGCGAGGAAGAUCGAGGAAGCCUCGGGAGCCAGCCCACCACCCGUCUCCAGCGGAAGAACAAUACGUCUGCUCCGCAGAUGA